AUGGCUUUCUCAACCAACCUAAUUUUCCUCCCUUUUCUUCUCUUCCUCUCUCCCCUGUCCAUCCAUGCAGCUUUAGGUGAGAUUGUAUGCGAGCAUUUGCCAAAUGACGUUUGCGCCUUUUCGGUAUCGUCUUCAGGGAAGAGGUGUUUGCUGGAGACAAUGUCGAAGCAAGAUGGAACCCUACAAUACCAAUGCAGGACAUCAGGAGAGGUGGAGAAGAUGGCUGAAUACAUAGAAACGGAUCAGUGUGUCAAGGCAUGUGGGGUUGAUAGGAAGUCUCUUGGGAUUUCCUCUGAUACCCUCCUUGACCCUUACUUCCUCAAUAGGCUUUGCUCCCCUGCUUGCUACGAGAAAUGCCCCAACAUUGUUGAACUUUACUUCAAUAUGGCCGAAGGAGAGGGAGUAUUCUUGCCUUAUCUCUGUGAGCAAGAACGUUCCAAUCCUCACAGAGCCAUGAGCGAACUUUCGAGUUCUGGACCUAGUUAUGCUUUUUCUUAUGGUCCAGAUUCAAAAGAAAUACCAAAAAAAGUUCAAGACACUUUUACCCAUGCUUCCGCCCCUAUUCCGUUUUCAAAAGACGCAUCAAGAAAAUUUCAUGAGACUUUUGCCCCUAAUUCUGCCCAUGGUCCAAUUUCAAAAGAAAUAACAAGAGGAUUUCAUGAUACUUUGGCCCCUGCUUUCGCCCCUGGUCGGGCUUCAAAAGAAAUAAGAAGAAAAUUUCAUGACACUUUUGCCCCUGCUUUCACCCCUGAUUCGUUUUUAAAAGAAACAUCAAGAAAAGUUCACGACACUGUUGCCCCUACUUUCUCCCCUGGUCCAAUUUCUAAAGAAAUGUCAAGAAAGUUUCAUGACAUUUUUGCCCCUGUUCCAGUUUCAAAUGAAAUAUCAAGAAAGUUUCAUAACACUUUUGCCCAUGGUCCAAUUUCAAAAGAAAUAUCAGGAAAAUUUCAUGACACUUUCGCCCCUGGUCCAGUUUCAAAAGAAAUAUCAGGAAAAUUUCAUGACACAUUUGCCCCUGGUCCAAUUUCAAAAGAAAUAUCAAGAAAAGUUCAUGACAGUUUUGCUCCUGGUCCGGUUUCAAAAGAAAUAUUAGGAAAGUUUCAUGACACUUUUGCUCCUGGUCCAGUUUCAAAUGAAAUAUCAAGGAAGUUUCAUGACACUUUUGCCCCUGGUCCGGUUACAAAGAAAAUGUCAAGUAAAUUUCAUGACGCUUUUCCCCCUAAUAUGAAAUCAAGAAAACUUCAUCCUUAA
Prunus armeniaca (apricot) is the source of this 1251-nucleotide messenger RNA. NCBI's taxonomy places the organism in Eukaryota, Viridiplantae, Streptophyta, Magnoliopsida, Rosales, Rosaceae. The record is from the annotation of a GenBank genome assembly.